Molecule: messenger RNA, 750 nt
Organism: Arthroderma uncinatum
Lineage: Eukaryota; Fungi; Ascomycota; Eurotiomycetes; Onygenales; Arthrodermataceae
Product: phospholipase/Carboxylesterase superfamily protein
Exons: 1
Coding region: 1-750 (249 amino acids)
Biological process (GO): protein depalmitoylation
Cellular component (GO): cytoplasm
Molecular function (GO): palmitoyl-(protein) hydrolase activity; carboxylic ester hydrolase activity
Source: RefSeq, a predicted model, not a curated record
AUGCCUCCUCUCCCUAAACAGAGCGACUUCCCACCCUCGCUGACCCUCACAAUAACCCCGCCAGACUCCCCGCGAUCAACAAACAUCCUCAUCCUCCUCCACGGGCUAGGAGAUACACCAGCUCCCUUCGCCAGCUUUGCAUCUGCUCUUCACUUGCCCGAAACAAGCUGUAUAACCGUUCAGGCUCCGGUUCCACUGCCAUUUGACCUCCCCGGCUUCCACUGGGGCGACGACAUUGUCUUUGAAGCAGACUCGCUAGACCAGGAUCCUGGGUUUACUCGCGCUACCCGCCUAAUAGUUACCGAUCUCAUACGGUCAACAUUGAUUGAUAAGCUAGGCUACAGGGCUCGUGAGAUUCUCCUUUUUGGAUAUGCGCAAGGUGCGAGUGUAGCGCUGAGCGCGGCGUUGGAGUUUCAUCGGUCUGAAGGUAGUCUAGGAGAACUGGGCGGCAUCAUUGCUAUUGGCGGAGUUCUGCCCCUAUCGGCCAUCAAAGAGCAAGGGAGCAGACAGAAUAAGUCACCUAGUCCGGUGCUGGUGUUGGGUGGUAAUGGUGCCCAGAGUGCUGUUUCGGAUGUAGGCACUCGUCGGACGAAGGAGGAGUUCGAGUACGUGGACGUCGUUCGCUGGAAGGGGAAGAGAGAAGAUACCAUGCCUCGGAAUAGGGAUGAGAUGAUGCCGAUAAUGCAGUUCUUUGCUAGACGGCUACGUAGCACUAGUGGUGUGCCUGAAGGGAGCAUAGAGCUGACCUAA